Molecule: messenger RNA, 987 nt
Organism: Aspergillus steynii IBT 23096
Lineage: Eukaryota; Fungi; Ascomycota; Eurotiomycetes; Eurotiales; Aspergillaceae
Product: putative 3-hydroxyacyl-CoA dehydrogenase
Exons: 3
Coding region: 1-987 (328 amino acids)
Cellular component (GO): cytoplasm
Molecular function (GO): oxidoreductase activity, acting on the CH-OH group of donors, NAD or NADP as acceptor
Source: RefSeq, a predicted model, not a curated record
AUGAUUGCCCCUACAGAACCCGUCCUGUCCUCCAACUCUGCUGCUCCUUUGACCCAGUUUUCCCCGGCCGUCGAUCAGGAGGCUCUUUUCGAGAAGGUCAUUGUCAUUGUGGGUGGCUCGAACGGAAUUGGCGCUAGUCUUGUUGAGCUUUGCUGUCGCAACAGCGCUUAUGUGGUCAUCGGUGAUAUUGACAAUGCCCGCGGAGAGGCUCUGAGCAGGAAAUGCUUAGAACAAUGGCCUGCUAUCUCCGACCCGGCUAUGCCACCCAAGCCGCCCAGGUCAACCUUCCAGCACGUGGAUGUGACCAACUAUCAACAAGUCGUCGAUCUCUUUGAUCGUGCAUUCAAGACCUACCGGAAGAUUGACCAUGUCGUCGUGACUGCCGGCAGCAUGGAGACCGGGGAGAACUGGUUCGACCAGAAACUGAGUCUGCAGUCCGUUCGACAGGCUCCUUCUACAAAGGAUCUGGAUGUGAACCUUCUCGGUUCGAUGUACGUGACCCGCGUUGCCAGCGUGUACCUCCGUCACAACCGCGGGCCUGGCGUGGACCGUUCCAUCCUACUGUUCUCUUGUGCUGCUGGGUUCAAGGAAACCCCGGGAGUAUCCCUGUACCAGGCAGCGAAGCAUGGCGUUCAGGGUCUAAUGCGGUCGUUGCGACCGUACUUCCCGUCCCCGUACAACCACAACCUCCGCAUCAACACCAUCUGUCCCUGGAUGACCGACUCUCGAACGGUCCUCACCAAGAAGGUGCAUGACCGCUGGGUCAAGGAGGGCCUGCCCGUCAGCACUCCGGAGGAGGUCGCUGAGGUCUCCGCGGGUGUUCUUGCCGAUGACUCGCUCAACGGCACGUCGAUGUAUGUUGAGGGCGGUCGUGCCUGGGAGAUCGAGGCAAACAUUGAUCGCCUGGAAUGUGAGUGGCUGGGAGAGGAGCCUUCGCGGGUUCUAGCCCGGGGACAGAAGGUCCUUCAAGAGGCUUGGGCUGCUUGA